Molecule: messenger RNA, 1151 nt
Organism: Bradysia coprophila
Lineage: Eukaryota; Metazoa; Arthropoda; Insecta; Diptera; Sciaridae
Product: uracil-DNA glycosylase-like
Biological process (GO): base-excision repair, AP site formation via deaminated base removal; base-excision repair
Cellular component (GO): mitochondrion; nucleus
Molecular function (GO): uracil DNA N-glycosylase activity
Source: RefSeq, a predicted model, not a curated record
CUUACAGAACGAACUGAACAGUCAGUUGAGUUGUAAACGAAUCGUUUGUAAACAAGCAGUUUUCGAGUUUGUUUAAUUUCACAUUUACUUCCGGACUUUGUAAUGUGUCUGUAGUUAUAGUCCCUCUGAAAAUUUGGGUAGAAUUGUUCUGUUUACUACACUCUCUGUGGUUUCACGUAGUUAGUGUCUAUUUGGUGAUAGGACGGAAGCAAGGGUGCUAUUAGCAGUAAGACACAUGGCUCAACGAAGUAUCACUAACUUUUUCAAAAAAUCUACGGCCAAACGGAAUAAUGCAGAAGACGAAAGUGUUGACCCUAAACGACAGAAAACCGAUGAACUUCAAUCGGACGUAAACGUUAGCGCUGAAAAACUUGGAUCGUUGGAUCCGACUCUAUCGAAUGUCGGCACAACAUGGUUCAAUGCAUUGAAGUCGGAAUUCUCAAAAGAUUACUUUGGAAAGUUGUGCUCGUUUUUGGAAGUGGAACGUAAAAAUCAAACGAUCUAUCCUCCGGCUCACCAAGUUUACACAUGGACUCAAAUGUGCAAAGUGAACGAUGUUAAAGUUGUGAUUUUGGGACAGGACCCUUAUCACGGGCCGAAACAGGCACAUGGCUUAUGCUUCAGCGUUCAGAAAGGAGUUCCUCCUCCACCCAGUUUGAAAAAUAUGUACAAAGAACUGAAAACCGACAUUCCCGGAUUUGAAGCUCCCACUCACGGCGAUUUAACUGGUUGGGCCAAACAAGGGGUACUUUUGCUAAAUGCAUGUCUAACUGUAAGAGCAAACAAUGCAAAUUCUCAUGCCGGUAAGGGAUGGGAAGACCUGACCGAUGCUGUAAUCAAGUACUUGGACCAAAGCUGCAACAAUAUUGUGUUUUUAUUGUGGGGAGCCUAUGCCGAGAAAAAGGGCAGCGUCAUCAAAAACAAAUCUCAUUUGGUGCUGCGAACCACUCAUCCCUCACCUCUGUCAGCACAUCGUGGCUUUCUGGGGUGUAAACAUUUCUCUCAGACGAAUGCAUUUCUGGAAAAGGUUAACAGGAAACCAAUUGAUUGGAAUCAUUUACCAUAAACCAUGUUGGUUGGGUGAACAACAGCGAUUUAUAAAUUUCGCUUGCAUGUUUUGCGAUUAAAAGAAUGUCGAUAAUUUAUGCAUA